AUGCAGGCGCACCAUCUCUGCACGCGCAUCGAGUCGCGCACGCUGCCCCUCGCGCUGCGGACCAUUGAGCCGCGAGAUGCGCCCCGGCACGCGGCCAUCCUGACCGCUGACGCUGGCGCCUCCGACCCUUCGGCAGCCGGCGUGUCGGCCUCGCGGUCCGAGGAGCUCAUUGCCGGGCAGCGCGAGUCCGCCGCCGUGCCGACUGUUCUCGGGCCCGACGGCGCCGUGGCCAGCGGCCCGGCGAGGGUGAAUAUGGUGCUGGUGCUCAAGGCGCCCGAGGGCGAGAAGGUCAUUGGGCUGGGUGGGUUCGGCGCAAUCGAGGACCGGGAGAGGAACGGGGCCAGAAUCCGUGCCGGCGACGCGGGAGUCGUCAUUGACGAGGCGUACCGGGGGAACGGGUACGCCGUCGAGGCCAUGAAGAUGGCCAUGGCGUGGGCCUUUACGCCCGUGGCAGACGGCGGUCCGCAGUUGGAUAUCGUCUCGGUCACCACCACGGCCACCAACAAGCCCAUGCUGGCCUUGGCCGAGGACAAGUUGGGAUUGAAGGGCAAGGGGGUCCUGAGGCAUCAUGAGUUUGGCCAUGCCGCUGGGGAGAUGUACUACGAGCUGACGGCUGAGGACUGGAGCCACAUGAACAAGAAGUCGUAA
Messenger RNA from Metarhizium album ARSEF 1941, 648 nucleotides. RefSeq names its product Acyl-CoA N-acyltransferase. The transcript has a single exon. Bases 1 to 648 code for a protein of 215 amino acids. The record is from RefSeq and is a predicted model, not a curated record. Lineage: Eukaryota; Fungi; Ascomycota; Sordariomycetes; Hypocreales; Clavicipitaceae. Gene Ontology annotation, cellular component: cytoplasm. Gene Ontology annotation, molecular function: protein-N-terminal-alanine acetyltransferase activity; protein N-terminal-serine acetyltransferase activity.